AUGGAGGAGGACAUCUGCUUUCCAGCACCCAGUAGCAUUCUUAGCGCCGUUAGGUCGGAUCUCAGCCGCCAUGCUAAUGGGAAGCUCAACGGUAUCCAAAAGUCAAUGCCCCUGCCCCUGGCGACGCUGAACAGGUACCUUCCCCGUACUCGAUACGCGGCCCAGGCGCAAACCACGCGGCGUGGAAAGCAGCGCUGCAUACUUUGGCCUGCUGGGAGUGACAAGGAAGCCACCGCCGAGCAAACGCGGGACUACUGCCGCUGUUCGCCCUUGCCGGCUGUUGCGACCCAGUACUUGCUCUUGACCACAGAUCCGUACAAAUGGAACGGCGAUGCCUUUGGUACCGUGGAGGUACUGGUAUCGGCACAGGCUAGAUGCCUAAGGUAUCGAGAAAAGGGAGGCAGAGACGAGAAGAGAAAGACAGACAGAGAGACAGACAGAGAUGUCGUGAUAGAGCACCUCCGACUUUAG
Molecule: messenger RNA, 471 nt
Organism: Trichoderma virens Gv29-8
Lineage: Eukaryota; Fungi; Ascomycota; Sordariomycetes; Hypocreales; Hypocreaceae
Exons: 4
Coding region: 1-471 (156 amino acids)
Source: RefSeq, a predicted model, not a curated record